Molecule: messenger RNA, 2662 nt
Organism: Solanum dulcamara
Lineage: Eukaryota; Viridiplantae; Streptophyta; Magnoliopsida; Solanales; Solanaceae
Product: ATP-dependent zinc metalloprotease FTSH 4, mitochondrial-like
Exons: 8
Coding region: 98-2302 (734 amino acids)
Biological process (GO): proteolysis
Cellular component (GO): membrane; chloroplast thylakoid
Molecular function (GO): ATP hydrolysis activity; metalloendopeptidase activity; ATP-dependent peptidase activity
Source: RefSeq, a predicted model, not a curated record
GAAGCAUCAAGAAACGAGAUAGAGAAGAGGAGGAAUAAGUUUUUGAGGGAAAAGUGAAAAGGGGUUCAAGAAAAGAUCAAUCUUUCUUGCUUUAGAGAUGGCUCUAUUGCGCCUUCUCACACAGGUUGAAAGGCAGCAACCUCAAUUGAAGCAACUAAGCAAUUUUCUCAAUAGAACCUAUCUUACGUCUGGAAAGGGGAUAGGAGGCGGAGUACAUGGAGCUGGAAGAACCAAGGGAAGGUUUCGGUCAAGUUAUGUGGGCAGCCUAGCCCGGCGGGUACGUGAAAUGGAAGAAGCUACUGAUGCAGCUUAUCUGAGAGAGCUAUAUCAUAAGAAUGAUCCAGAGGCAGUCAUAAGAUUGUUUGAAGGUCAACCUUCACUUCAUUCUAAUCCAGCAGCACUCUCAGAGUAUGUUAAGGCACUGGUUAAGGUUGAUAGAUUAGAUGAAAGUGAGCUGCUUCGGACAUUGCAGAGAGGGAUUAGCGGUACUGCUAGCUCUCAUGCAGAAGAAGCAAAUAUAGGAGCUCUUUCAGCUUUUAGGAAUGUUGGCAAAGCUACGAAGGAUGGUGCUCUUGGUACUCCUAAUGCUCCCAUACAUAUGGUUGCUGUUGAAGGGGGUCAUUUCAAAGAACAGUUGUGGCGUACUUUCCGCGCUCUUGGAAUGGCCUUUCUCUUGAUUUCAGGUGUUGGUGCACUCAUUGAAGAUAGAGGAAUCAGCAAAGCUGCCUCAGGACUUGGUCUCAAUGAGGAAGUGCAGCCGACCAUGGAAACCAAUACAAGAUUUGCUGACGUUAAGGGUGUUGAUGAGGCGAAAGGGGAAUUGGAAGAAAUUGUUCACUAUCUCCGAGACCCUAAGGUCACGGGUUCAAGCCUUGGAAACAGCCUCUGGCAGAAAUACAAGCGAUUCACUCGUCUUGGUGGCAAACUCCCAAAGGGUGUGUUACUUGUUGGCCCCCCUGGAACCGGUAAGACCAUGUUGGCAAGAGCUAUAGCAGGAGAAGCUGGGGUUCCCUUUUUCUCAUGCAGUGGUAGUGAGUUUGAAGAAAUGUUUGUGGGUGUUGGAGCCCGAAGAGUAAGAGACCUUUUUGCAGCUGCUAAGAAACGAUCACCCUGUAUUAUAUUCAUUGAUGAAAUUGAUGCUAUUGGAGGAAGCCGUAAUCCAAAGGACCAGCAAUAUAUGAGGAUGACUUUGAAUCAGUUGCUUGUUGAGCUGGACGGCUUCAAACAGAAUGAUGGAAUCAUUGUGAUUGCGGCCACUAACUUCCCAGAGUCAUUGGAUAAGGCACUGGUGAGACCUGGACGGUUCGAUCGCAACAUUGUUGUCCCAAAUCCUGACGUUGAAGGUCGGAAGCAGAUCCUGGAAUCUCACAUGUCAAAGGUUGUGAAGGCAGAUGAUGUCGACCUUAUGAUCAUUGCUAGGGGGACUCCUGGGUUUUCUGGGGCUGACCUUGCCAAUUUGGUUAACAUUGCUGCUGUGAAGGCUGCAAUGGAGGGUGCCAAAGCUGUAUGCUUGGCUGAUCUAGAGUAUGCUAAGGACAAGAUUAUGAUGGGAAGUGAGCGCAAAUCAGCUUUCAUAUCCAAAGAGACAAGAAAGCUUACAGCCUACCAUGAAGGUGGCCAUGCUCUUGUGGCUAUUCAUACUGAUGGGGCUCUUCCAGUGCACAAGGCAACCAUCGUUCCACGUGGAAUGGCUCUGGGUAUGGUUGCUCAAUUGCCAGAGAAGGAUGAGACUAGUAUGUCCCGUAAGCAGAUGCUUGCUCGGCUUGAUGUUUUCAUGGGUGGACGAGUUGCUGAAGAGCUCAUUUUUGGAGAAAGUGAAGUAACUUCUGGUCCUUCUAGCGAUCUCAAGCAAGCAACUAAUCUAGCCAGGGCCAUGGUUACAAAGUUUGGUAUGAGCAAAGAAGUGGGGCUUGUCACCCACAACUACAAUGAUAAUGGGAAGAGUAUGAGCACUGAAACGAGGCUUCUCAUUGAGAAGGAAGUACGAGAAUUACUUGAAAGGGCUUACAACAAUGCGAAAAUGAUUCUCACCACCCACAUCAAAGAGCUUCAUGCUCUUGCCAAUGCAUUGCUUGAGCAGGAAACGAUGACUGGAAACCAGAUUAAGGCUCUGCUUACCCAGGUCAAUUCUGAACAAACACAGCAAAAGCAACCUCAAUUAGUCACAGAGGAGAGCCCAUCACAGUCCAAUCCAUCUCCUCCAUCAAAUCCGGCUGCUGCUGCAGCAGCAGCUGCCGCGGCCGCUGCAGCUGCUGCCACUGCCGCAGCCAAAACUAAAGGCAUUGCUCCUGUAGGAUCUUAGCAUGGUAACUUGUUGCUAGUUUUUAUCAAUCCAUGUGCAUAUAGUGGAUCAUUCUCAUGCAAGCUUUCCACCCUUUCAUUGCUAUCAAGAAGGUGAUUAGUGUAUGGAGGUGAGUUUAGAGGUCAACGGAAAUAGCAACAGAUAAAUGGCAUAUCAAUGUUGUCAAGUGUGUCAUUUUUAGUUGUCCUAUGACCUCUUUCUUCUGGUGUUAUAAAGCCACUUAGCUGACCUUACAUAUUUUAGUUUAAUUAUAUGCAGACUCAUUGCCAAUUUGAGUUGGAUAUUUUUCAAGAGUAUCGUAAAAUUAGGAGUGUCAGAAACUUUAUAACUUUCCAAUAAUGCAAUUACUGGUUACCAACA